AUGUUUGAUGCGUAUGAGGCUGGGCAUCUUGUCGCCCUUGUUUUGGACUCGGAUAGACAAAAUCCUCUUUUUCGAGCACCGGUCGGCGAGAAUCCGAGGCAUAUUCUUGAUUUAGGUACAGGCAAAGGUACAUGGGCAAUCGAUGUUGCGGACAUGUUUCCAGAAGCAACUGUUCGCGGCGUUGAUCUAUUUCCACCACCAGUGGCAUUUACGGCUCCGAAUUGUGUUUUUGAGGUUGAUAAUGCCCUUGAAGAGUGGACAUGGCGCGAAGAGUUUGAUCUAGUGCACAUGCGGAUUUUGAUCGGGGCUUUUGACCCGAAAGAAUGGGAUCAGGUCUAUAAGCAGAUCUACGAUAAUCUCCGACCGGAUGGAUGGAUCGAGCAGCUGGAGGCAAGUCCUUAUAUUGAAUGUGAUGAUGGAAGUGUCCCAGAGGAUAGUGUUCUCAAGACAUGGGGCCCGAACAUGUUAGCCUGUGGAGUGGCUGCUGGGCGAGAGUGUGAUAUUUUGGACACUAUGGCAGACACCAUCCGCAAUGCUGGGUUCGUGGAGAUGCACCAGAAGACUUAUAAAUGGCCGAUUGGAGCUUGGGCCCGACAGCGUCGAUACAGAGAAGCAGGGACAGUCAACCUCCAACAUUGGUUAGAUGGAAUGGAAGGAUGGUGUAUGUGGCUCCUUACCAAAUUUGGUUCUCCCAAGCCCUGGACGAGAGAGGAGGUCAUAUUUUAUGUCGCAAAGAUGCGCGCUGAACUCAAGAACCCGCGUUAUCACAUCUACCAAAGGGCGCGACGAGUGUGGGCUCGUAAGCCUUUUUAUUAUGAGGUUUUGAAAACUCCCGACUCAAUGCCAGAUUCAGACAUAACACCAGAGGUGCAGAGUCCAGAAGAAGAGAGAAACUAA
This is a messenger RNA of Penicillium malachiteum, 897 nucleotides long. RefSeq names its product class I SAM-dependent methyltransferase. The transcript is spliced from 6 exons. Lineage: Eukaryota; Fungi; Ascomycota; Eurotiomycetes; Eurotiales; Aspergillaceae. Gene Ontology annotation, molecular function: methyltransferase activity. The coding region runs from base 1 to 897 and encodes 298 amino acids. The record is from RefSeq and is a predicted model, not a curated record.